This is a messenger RNA of Drosophila kikkawai, 1189 nucleotides long. RefSeq lists its product as uncharacterized. Lineage: Eukaryota; Metazoa; Arthropoda; Insecta; Diptera; Drosophilidae. The record is from RefSeq and is a predicted model, not a curated record.
ACUGGCAGCCAUAAUACUGUAAGUCAUCUGUUGAACAGCACUACAUUUCUAUUUCGGUCUCGUAAAUUCCGGCUGAGAGUCAAAAAAAAAAAAAAAAAAAUAUUAAAAAAAAAAAAAAAUCAGCAAAAACGUUGCCGUAAGUUCACACAAAAUUUUUCGGCGAAAGCCAUCAGUGGAAAUUUUCGAGUAUCCAAGCAGCAUGACAUCCGCCUGGGUGCUAAUCAUCGCCAGCUUGCUGCACUUCGGGGUGCGACGCAGCUGCUUCCUGAAUAUGGAACAGCUGCCGGUGGUGCCGGACACACUUUUUGCCCGCCAUAUCGCCUACUGUGCCAUGCUGCACUUCCUCUACGACCAGGAGCUCCUGCCGAUGCGCUACCGCCGCAGAAUGAGUUUGCUGAUCGGUUUCCUUGUGGAGCUAGUCCUGGGCGUGGCCUUCAUGGAGGUGCUGGGUCAGUGGCUCUGGUUUCGUAUGGAGCAUUUGGUCUACAGAUGCUUCCUGCUCGCCCUGCGCACCUAUGGCGGAGAGCACACGGAGAUGUUGCAAUCCUUGGAGCUGGUCUUUAUGCGCGGUGUGAUGACCACACUGGCCGCGCUGCUCUGGCUGAACGCCUAUGCGGCCACCGAACCCAAUCAGCCCGAAGAGCCGCAGGUGGCACCGCCAGCAGCCAAGGCCAGCAUGGUCAAGCUAAAACAUCGCCCCCAGACGAAGAGGAAUGAGCAGCAGCCAUCGGCGCGUCGUCUCAAGAGCCAGGAGCAGGCAUCGCAGCAGGAUCAGAAGCAGAAGCAAAAGCAGAAGAUGAAGCUGAAGACCAAGCAAAAGGCGGAGCAAAAUCGAAAGCAGCAGAAGCAGGUUGAAUACCCGGAGCUCCCUGUGGCGGAGGACGAGGUGGCUCCUCUCGAGGAACAGCAGCAGCAGCACCUGACCGCAACCAGCGAUUGCUAGUUGACCUCCUCUGUAAAACGGCGUUCACAAUGCGGCCUCAAUUAGAGGGCGCCGGGAGAGAGGGACCAGGACCAGGACCUGGGGCUGCAAAUGUAUUUAUUCCAGCCAGAUGGACUCUAAAGACUCGUAAAGACCGUGCCCAAGGAUGCGGACGGAGCGGAAUGGAAAGGGUGCACAGACUGAGAGAAGUGAGAUGGAGGACUGAGGCUGAAUGAUGGACUGCAGUAAAAUGUCUAUGAAAAUUGA